Messenger RNA from Aureobasidium vineae, 1533 nucleotides. NCBI's taxonomy places the organism in Eukaryota, Fungi, Ascomycota, Dothideomycetes, Dothideales, Saccotheciaceae. The record is from the annotation of a GenBank genome assembly.
AUGAAGAACGAAUCGCCACUCGAUGAUCAGGUACAUCCUCCUGCCCUUAAUCUCGAGGAGGAACCAGAAGAAGCUCGAUGGGAGAGAAAGGGACGCGAAAGGCCAGAAAAGUUUCAGUCGACAGCACAAGAAGUUGGCUUCAUAUUCGCCGUUGUCAUGGCACAACUCAUGUCCGAGUUCUUCGUUUCUGGCUUUAUCGUGCUUAUACCAACUCUGGCCACUGAGCUCAACAUACCACCAGAGUCAACGACCUGGCCGGCAGGUGCAUUCUCCCUGGUUGUGUCAACAUUUCUACUCCCACUUGGAAGGAUUGCCGAUAUGUAUGGAGCUUACCCUGUCUACGUAGGCGGCAUCGUCUGGACAGUGGUUUGGUCAAUCAUCGCAGGAUUCUCGACUAAUGAGAUAAUGCUGGAUGUAUGUCGCGCGUUCCAAGGAUUUGGCCCAGCUGCGUUCCUCCCAGCAUCGAUGGCUUUGCUCGGCAGCAUAUACAGACCAGGUCCACGAAAGAACCUCGUAUUUUCCAUCUAUGGCGCCAUGGCCCCUUUGGGCUUCUUUGUGGGCAUAUUCUUUGCUGGUAUCUCAGCUCAGUUCGCCAACUGGAGAUGGUACUUCUGGAUUGGCGCCAUCAUCAGCGCAUUCAGCGGACUGGCGGGGUUCUUGACCAUCCCCUCAGACAUUUCUGAGAGGCGGGCGAUGAAUGUCAAGAUGGACUGGCUCGGCACUUUUACGAUCUCUGUCGGUAUCGUUCUGGUUGUGUUUGCCCUGACAGGAUCUUCUGGAGCACCCCACGAAUGGGCGACUGACUACAUCAUUGCAACCAUGGUCCUUGGUGUGAUCUUCCUAGGCCUUUCCGUCUAUGUAGAGGGAUGGGUCGCCGAAGCACCCCUUCUGCCACCAGAGCUUUUCAAGAUAAAGUACAUGAAGCCUCUUGUUCUGGCUUUGCUGCUUACUUACGGCGGCUGUGGAAUAUACCUUUUGUACGCAACAAAUUACAUGAGCGAGAUCAUGAAUGGUUCUCCUAUGCAGCUUGUCGCCUGGUGGUCUCCAGCUGCAAUCGGAGGUUGUAUCAUUGCAACUGUGGGCGGAUUUGUGCUGCACUUGCUUCCUGGCACGAUACUUAUCGGCAUCGCCUCAGUUGCAUGGAUCGUUGCACCGUUGCUCUUCGCUCUCGUCCCCGUAGGUGGGCAAAACUUCUGGCCAUGGGUGUUCCCAGCGAUGGUGUGCUGUACGGUUGGCAUUGACAUUACCUUCAACGUUACCAACAUCUUCAUCACAACGAGUCUGCCUACCCGUCAACAGGGACUUGCAGGGGCGCUUAUCAACUCAUUGCUCCAGCUGGGCAUCGCGGUUGCUCUGGGUCUGGCAGACAUUACAGUUUCUCAGACGGCGGACCAAGGAGUGGCACAGAAGUACAAGAACGCAUUCUGGCUUGAGGUUGGAUUGGCUGGUGCGGCGCUCGUAGUUUUUCUUGGGUUUGUCAAGGUCGACAAGGCCAAAAGUCAAGCGACAGCAGAUGAGAAGGUUCAAACAUGA